UCUGCACUCAUCACAUCAUACUUUAUCUCCUCUUUUCAAGACACGCCAGCGGCCAUGUUGAAGUUUCACUCAGUCUUUCUCUGUCUGAUGGUCAUCAUGUUCAACCGAGACCAGGCCGCGCUCCUCUCCCUUCUACUGAUCAAUAUGUGCCACGGCUCUGAAGAGAUUGAACACAGGGAUAAGCUGGUGUCCAGAGGAGACUCCGUCAUCUUAACCUGCAACAGAUCUGAGACACAACUAACGCAAAUCACAUGGACCAAAGGCAGAUUUGUGCAUUCGUUUUUGUUCUCAGGGAAUCAGACUUUAUCAAAUUUCACAUCUGACAGACUGAGAAUAGACAACAACUCACCUUCAACGAUGAAUAUUUAUAACGUUCAGCAUGACGAUGCAGGAACCUACAGAUGUUGUAUAACUGCCGAGAAAGUUUCAUGGACCAUUGAGUGGAAUUUAAAUGUGUCUGGAGAAGCUGAAGAAACCAGUCCACUGAGCAACCUUCCCUACAUACUCACAGCAGUAAUUGGAUUUCUUCUCUGUGUAGUCGCAGCUGUCGGCCUCUAUAGAAAACUCCGGGCCAGGUCACCAAAUCAGAGUCCGGUCCCGGACCGGUCUCAUCUCCACUCAGUAGAGAGGACCUCCACUGACACUGGGGCCAACAAGCGCAGGAGUCAGUACCUAGAGACGCUGAAUUCAAUCUACAGCCUCGAAUGAGCUGAUGAGACACUUUAAUGAAAGUUAAACGAGAGACAUGGACCAACCCGGGGGCUUCAAGGGAAGGCAACCACAGGGAGGACAACUUUUAGUUUAGUGUAGUUUAUUUCGAUCAGCAAUAAUAUACAAAAUCAAAACAAACAAACAAAAAUUCAACAGAAGAAGAAAGUGGCUGACCGAAAGGGUCAAGGCUGAAGCUAUCAAGCUUAUAAAUGCCCUAACCUAUGGUUUCAUGAAAAUACUUAUUUUCGAGAACCAUAUACAUAUAUAUAUAUAUAUACAUAAACAUAUAAACAUGCAUACAAAUUCACACACCCAUAUAAACAUAUAUACACACAUAAAUACACAUACCUACAUAUACAUAAAACAAUCAACAAAACAAAAACAAAAAAAACUUGUCCCCAUUACCAGUUACUUAUAAUACGUCAUCAAUACGUCUGUACUUGUCCAGAGUCAUGUCUUUAAAUUUUUUUUUGAAUAUCACCAGAUUCAUACUUUCCUUGAUGUCAUCAGUUAAACUAUUCCACUGUUUCACCCCACAGACAGAUGUACACAUGUUUUUUAAAGUUGAAUGAACAAUUGGUUGUUUAAAAUUCCAUCUCCCUCUUAGUUCAUACUCUCCUUCUCUAUCUCUAAACAUCUUUUGAAUAUUUCCAGGAAGUGAAUUAUGUUUAGCUUUGUACAGAAUUUGUGCUGUUUUGAACUCUACUAUAUCCAUAAGUUUCAGUGUAUGUGAUUUUAAGAACAGAGAAUUGGUGUGUUCAAGAUAUCCUACAUUAUUUACUAUUCUAAUUGCUCUCUUUUGCAUGAUGCAUAAUGGCUGUAGGGUGCUUUUGUAGGUGUUCCCCCACACUUCAACACAAUAGGUCAUGUAUGGUAGAAUGAGAGUGUAAUAUAAUGUCUGCAAUGAUUUAUAAUUAAGUAUGUGCCGUGUUUUGCCUAAUAUCCCUACAGUUCGUGCUAAUUUGGACCUUACAUACUUGACAUGUUGUUUCCAGCUAAAGUUGUGGUCGAUUAUCACACCCAAAAACAUAUUCUCGAAAACUCUUUCCAGCCUAACACUAUCCAACAUUAAUUCUACUGGAGUAUUCGGAUGUAUAUUUUUAUUACCAAAAACCAUAAAUUUUGUUUUUUUAAUGUUUACUGAUAAUUUAUUGACAUCGAACCACAACUUUAGCUUACUCAAUUCUGCCGUGACAACCUCCAACAGCUGCUGAAGGUUCUCCCCAGCACAGAAUACAUUAGUGUCAUCAGCAAAAAUAAGAUAAUUCAAUAUUUUAGAAACAUUGCAGAUGUCAUUGAUGUACAGUAUAAAUAAUUUCGGUCCAAGAAUUGACCCCUGCGGAACACCACAUAAAAUAUCUAAGAGAGGUGACCUAGUUACACCCAUCUGAACAAACUGUUUUCUGUUUUCAAUGUAACUUUUUAACCAAUUUAGCCCUACCCCUCUAAUCCCAUACCUUUCCAGUUUAUGUAUUAAAAUACCAUGAUCAAU
Molecule: messenger RNA, 2203 nt
Organism: Pseudoliparis swirei
Lineage: Eukaryota; Metazoa; Chordata; Actinopteri; Perciformes; Liparidae
Exons: 6
Coding region: 55-708 (217 amino acids)
Biological process (GO): response to bacterium
Source: RefSeq, a predicted model, not a curated record